AUGGCGGCAGCGUCUCGAGGGCGGGAGGAGGAAGGGAGCAUGGCCGCCCUGGCCCGGCUUCAGGAGAGGCUGCAGAGACUCCGCGAGGAGUAUUUCCUUAUGAACAGAGCUAUAGAUGAAGACAGAAAAACAAAGUACAAAGCUGCUGUCAAGAUCCAGUGCUGGUUUCGAGCAUGCAGAGUCCGAGCCUAUCUGAGACAUCUGAGCAAAAUGGCGAUUUUGAUACAGAAAUGGUGGAGAGGUUAUCUACGAAGAAAAAACUUCAGAGAAAUAGUGGAGAGAGCAUAUUUUAUUAAGAAGCUGAAAUUCUACAAUGAAAUGGCUGUCAGGAUCCAGAAAAUGUGGCGAGGCUAUUAUGUUCGGAAGUAUAUCCAUAAUUUUUAUGCCCUGAAGAAAUACCUGGAAGCUGUUUCUGUGAAUAACGAGCUUAUCAGGAGUGAACUUCAAGAGUAUGCAGAAAUGAAAGAAAAUGAAGAGAAAAUGAAAGACCUAGAAAAGAAAGAAAAGGAAAAGAAAUACCAAGCCCGAAAGAUGCAUUACCUCCUUAGCACUGAGCAGAUUCCAGGCAUCUACAAUUCACCAUUCAGAAAAUCCCCAGAUCCCAUGGAACUGCUGCUACGGAAGUCAAAGCCACUGACCCACAGAAGGCAGAAAAUGAGGAGUCCCUUUGCCGAUGAGCUCUAUGACUGGCCAACUUGUAAAAAGCCUCCAGCUUUUGUCACAGCACUGCCUCUGCUACCUGCUGACAGACAGAAACCUCAGGGGCCUUUCCGUGAUCCUGCUGAAGUGUUGAGGCAGCGCUACAAGCCUUUGGAACCAACCCUGCGAGUGAGAGAAUCAAUGAACUCACCGCCAGCCAAGGCCAGAGAGGCAGCACGAAGGGAGGAAUGGAGAAGUCCCAUACAUGACAAUGAAUUUCUGCCCUUUUCUUCAUAUCAUAAGAAUGAUGAGAAGUAUAAGCCAUCACUUUUUCAGUCAGGCAAGUAUGGCCGAGAAGCUUAUGGAACUAAAUAUUUCAGAGAAGUAUAUCCUAAGAAGUGGAUAGCAGAUAAGGACUUUGAAACACUGUUUCCAUCGAUUGUUCUCUUUGAAAAGUUUGGAAAAACUUACUCCAGUGCUGGAGAAAUAGCAUAA
Molecule: messenger RNA, 1134 nt
Organism: Cinclus cinclus
Lineage: Eukaryota; Metazoa; Chordata; Aves; Passeriformes; Cinclidae
Gene: SPATA17
Product: spermatogenesis associated 17
Exons: 10
Coding region: 1-1134 (377 amino acids)
Biological process (GO): spindle organization; establishment of meiotic spindle localization; mitotic cell cycle
Cellular component (GO): spindle pole
Molecular function (GO): protein binding
Source: RefSeq, a predicted model, not a curated record